AUGAACAUUCCGUUAGUUUCAUGGCUUUCCUUCAUAUUCUGCUACUGCUGCUGGACUCACCUUGCUGUUGCUGUCACAUUGGUCCAUGGCCAAUGUCUUGAGGAUCAACAAUCAUUGCUGCUUCAACUAAAGAGCAGCUUCAUAUUCGAGCAUGAACAUUCAAGCAAACUGGUGUCCUGGAAUGAAACCAUUGAUUGCUGUCGAUGGACAGGUGUAACCUGUGAUAACAAGGGGCAUGUUUCUGGUCUCGACCUUAGCGAGGAAUCAAUCUGUGGGGGUUUUGACAAUUCCAGUAGCCUUUUUAGUCUUCAGAAUCUCCAAGUUUUGAAUUUGGCUACCAACAACUUCCAUUCUAAGAUACCAUCUGGAUUCAGCAAGUUGAAGAACUUAACUUAUCUGAAUCUGUCACAUGCUUUCUUUGUGGGGGAGAUUCCAAUGGAGAUUUCUCAGUUGACAAGGUUGGUUACUCUUGAUAUCUCCUCAUCCAUUGAACUAAAUAUUCCAAAUCUGCAGAAGGUAGUCCAAAACCUCACUAGGAUCAGGUACUUGCAUCUUGAUUAUGUUGAAAUAAGUGCUUCGGGACAGGAAUGGUGCAAUGCUUUGUUGCAACUCCCUGGCCUACAAGAAAUAAGCAUGUCAUAUUGCAAUCUCUUAGGCCCCCUUGAUUCCGCGCUUCACAAACUUAAGAAUCUCUCCACGAUUCGCCUUGAUGGGAACGACUUCUCAUCUGUGGUGCCGGAAACCUUUGCCAAUUUCAAAAGUCUAUCCACUCUAAGCCUUAGUGGCUGUGAAUUGAGAGGGAAGUUUCCAGAGAAGAUCUUUCAGAUACCAGCAUUAUCUUUUAUAGAUAUAUCUGACAAUACAAACCUGUAUGGUUCUUUGCUGGAAUUCGCAUCAAAUGAUCAUCUCCAGACCCUGAAGUUGAGUAUGACAAAGUUGUCAGGAGCAGUACCGGGUUCUAUAAGUAAGUUGAGGAAGUUGUCCAUCUUAGAUCUUUCUGACAGCCAAUUUAGUGGAACACUCCCCAGUUCAAUGUCAAACCUCAUGGAACUCACUAUUUUGGAUUUGGGAUAUAACAAGUUCACCAAUUCAAUUCCAUCUUUUAACAUGUCCAAGAAACUGACCCAUAUAGAUAAUCUCACUCAUUUAGACCUGUCUCACAAUGAUUUAACAGGUUCAAUUACAUCUGAUCACUUCAAAGGCUUCAUGGAGUUGAACUACAUUGAUUUAGGGGCCAAUCGCCUCAACGGAAGCCUACCUUCUUCUAUUUUUGAACUUCCAUUGCUAAAAUAUCUUAAACUUUACAAGAACAAUCUUCAAGCAUUCCCACAUGAAUUUCCAAACUUAUCUUCCACCAUGUUAAAGACUCUGGAUUUGAGCAAUAAUGACUUGCAAGGCCCCAUUCCUGAAUUCAUUUUUCAACUCAAGUCACUAGAAGAACUCCUGUUGUCUUCAAACAAAUUAAAUGUUACAAUAUACACAAAAAUGUUUCGGAGGCUUGAAAAUCUAACUACACUAGAUUUUUCACACAAUAGCUUGUUGAUAGAAGCAAAUGUUACUGACUUGGGCAUAGAAGCAAAUGUUACUACUGACUUGGGCAUAUCUUCCAUCCUCAGAAAGUGGGAUGUAAAUUUGGCUUCCUGCAAUUUGAUGCGAAAUCAGUCUAGAUUAUCCAAUUUAGACCUCUCAGGAAAUCUUAUUCAAGGACCUAUACCAAGGUGGAUUUGGCAAUUUUCCUCCCUUACUUUCUUAAACAUCUCCAACAAUUUGUUCACCAUGUUUGAAGAGCCGAUACAGAAUGUUAGUGCCUCUUUGUACUUCAUUGACCUUCACUCUAACCAAAUCCAAGGGAACUUUCCAACAUUUCUCUCAAAACAACUUUAUUUUUUGGACUGCUCGAUGAACAACUUCAGCUCUAUCAUUCCAUCAGAUAUUAGCACUUAUAUGUCUUCCACAUUUUUCUUGUCUUUCUCCAACAAUAGUUUAUCUGGGAACCUUCCUCAAUCCUUGUGCAAGAUGUCAUAUCUUCAAGCUCUUGAUUUUUCCUAUAAUCAGUUGAAAGGGGAGAUUCCAGAUUGUUUAAUGCGGAUGGAGUAUCUUAAGGUACUAAAUCUGGAGCAUAACAAGCUUGAUGGCCACAUUCCUGAUGCAUUUCCUCAACAUUCUGCACUAAAGAUUCUACAUCUAAAUGGAAAUCUACUUAGAGGCCGAAUUCCCCACUCUCUUGUGAAUUGCACAACACUUGAAGUCUUGCAUCUUGGAAAUAAUCAGAUUUAUGAUGUGUACCCAUGCUUCUUGAGGAGGUUAUCCACAAUUCGUGUCGUAGUUUUGCGCGAAAACAGACUGCAGGGUCACAUUGAAUGUCCCAAGAUAAAUGGUUCUUGGCAAUCCCUCCAAAUUAUUGAUCUGUCUUUCAAUAAUUUUAGUGGUUUACUUCCUGGAGAAUACUUCAAAAGUUGGGUCACAAUGAUGCUUGGUGUUGGUGAAAAGCAAAACCAAUAUGAAGUCGUAGGCUUCUUUAUGAGAAACUACCAGGAUUCCAUGAUAAUUACCAACAAAGGCUUACAAUUGGAGAUGGUUAAAAUCUUAAGUGAUUUCACUUCUAUAGACUUCUCAUUCAACAACUUUCAAGGGCCAAUACCAGAAGAGCUUAUGAAUUUCACAAGACUUCAUGUUCUUAACUUCUCACAUAAUUCUUUCAAUGGCCAAAUCCCAUCCUCCAUAGGGAAUUUAAAGCAACUCGAGUCGUUGGACCUAUCCGGUAACGAAUUUGGUGGACGAAUUCCCACUCAACUUGCAAGUUUAAAUUUCCUUUCAUACCUAAAUCUUUCAUACAAUCAGUUAUUUGGAAGAAUCCCAACAGGUACACAGCUUCAGUCCUUCUCAGAAGGUUCCUUUCUAGGAAAUGCAGGCUUAUGUGGACCACCAUUAACAAAUAAUUGCUCUGGCCCAAUUCUGCCACCACCACCAUCAAAAGUAAACUCAGAUUCUGGCAGUUUUGUUGAUUGGAGUAUCUUGAGUGUGGAGUUGGGUUCUGUCUUUGGACUUGGCAUUAUUAUUAUGCCAAUGUUGUUCUGCAAGAGAUGGAGGUUUUGGUACUGGAAUCAUGUGGAUAACAUUCUUUACAGGGUCUUCCCUCAGCUUGAUUUUAUAUAUCAGCAGCAUGGAGGGAAAAAUUAUAGAACUCUAAGGUGGAUGUCUCAAUAAUGUGUCUAAGUUGAAUAACCAGGAAGACAAAGUGUCAUCAAGGCAAGUGAGAGAAAGCAGCAACAACUAAGUUCAAUUUUUAUCUUUUUUUUAUUUUAUCAUGAGACCUAAGUUGUAAUAAAGUAGCAAAAGUGAUGCAUGCAUGUGUGCAUCCAUUGAUACAUACAUAGUUACACAUGCAAUAAUGCAUGGUUAUGAAAUGUUUCAGAAAACUACAUAUUUGUUAUAUAGAUGUGUUUGAGG
Molecule: messenger RNA, 3450 nt
Organism: Arachis stenosperma
Lineage: Eukaryota; Viridiplantae; Streptophyta; Magnoliopsida; Fabales; Fabaceae
Product: receptor-like protein 33
Exons: 3
Coding region: 1-3207 (1068 amino acids)
Molecular function (GO): protein binding
Source: RefSeq, a predicted model, not a curated record